GACAAGGAUGAGGCCGAAGAGGAGGAGGGCGAGGAGGGGGAGGAUAGGGAGGAUGAAGAGGAGGAGGGGGCGAGGAGAGGGAGGAGGGGAAGGAAGAGGAGGAGAAGGAGGAGGAGGAGGAGGAGGAGGAGGAGGAGGAAGACGAAGAAGUAGAAGACAAGGAGGAGGGCAGCACGGAUACAAUGAGGAGGGGGAGGAGCAGGAGGAGGAGGAGGAGGAAGACGAAGAAGUAGAAGACGAGGACGAGGAGGAGGAAGAGGAGGACGAUGACGAGGAAGAGGAGGAAGAGGACGACGAGGAGGAGGAGGGGGAGGAGGAAGAGGAGGAAGAGGAGGAAGAGGACGGGGAGGAGGGGGAGGAGGGGGAGGAGGAGGAAAAGAAGAGGAGGAGGACGAGGAGGAGGAGGAGGAGAAGGACUCGGGGAAGAAGGUGGAGGAGGAGGAGGAGGAGGACGAUGAUUAGAGGGAGGAGGAAGAGGAGGAGGAGGAGGAAGAGGAGGGGGUUAAGGGGGACGACGUGUGUUACCUGGAGGAGGAAGAUGAGGCUCCUGGUGAUGGAAGAGGACGAGGAGGAGGAGGAGGGGGAGGGGGAAGAGGACGAGGAGGAAGAGGAGGCGGAAGAGGACGAGAAGGAGGAGGAGGACGAAGAAGAAGAGGAGGACGAGGAGGAGGAGGAGGAUGAGGAGGAGAAGGACUGGGAGCCAGAAAAGAUAACUUUAGUCAUUCAUCACACUGGUUUGGGCAUUUCCUCUGAAGAGAUCACGCUGGACAUAGGAGGGGGGCAGUUCGGCAGUAAAGGGGUCACCAUGGAGCGCCUUGACUCUCAGGCUGCAUUUUCACAAUCCGGAAUGCUUGGAAAAGAUAAGGAUUAUGAGAUAGAGGAAAGAGAAAUUUUAUUUGGGGAUGGCAGUGCGCUAGCCCUUCUGCAAGCAAGACGAGCUGAAGAUGGUGUGUUUGAGGUCACAGUGUUUGCAAAGUAUUAUAUUGUGAAUGCCACAGACAUUCCACUUCUUUGCGUUGCAAAGCAGAAACAGGCACAGCAAAGGCCACAGCGGAGGGGCUUCUUUCGACGAGCUGUACCAGUAAAAGUUAAGCCAGAAUGGCCUGAGGAUAGAUCUGCUGCUGGAAUUCAUGGCUUCAGUCCUGGGUCUCGCACUCCUUGGCUACACAGUUCCCAGACUUUGUUACUCCGGAGGCCAGAGCCGUCAUCGAGGCAUGUAGUUCUGGACCUUGAUUCCAUUGGUGGCCUUACUGAGAUCAGCCUCACCCGCGCAAUGGAUGAGAACUUGGAUGAACGGUUCACUCUGGGAGUGCAACUUGGCGGCACACAGAAGGAAAUGGCACAGGACAUCAGUGUGUCCCGCAAUGUUAGACUUGCCCCAAGAUAUGUCGUUGUCAAUGAAGGAAAUGAACGACUUUAUGUUUGCCAGGAUGGCUUUCAGGAUGACCCCUCUGCAUCAUUGAUUUUGGAACCAGGUGGGAGACGGCCACUCUUGAUGCGUGUUGGAAACCCGAAUUCGAGUGGGGAGGACGAUACCAGUGAGAGUCCCCGAGUCGCUGGAAGGGGAUAUCUGAGGGAGGAGACAACUCUUAGCAGCAGAUCGGAUGGCUUGGGGUCUGACAGCGGCACAGCUGAUCUCAACCUCAGAGUGUGCAUUCGGCCUCAAGGAAGUGCUUGGCGAUGGUCAGGGCCUGUUCAAGCAGGGGCUAUAGGGUCCUUCACACUCAGGGUCAAAUCAAGUUCUCUUGGUAGCAGCAGAGAUGCCAUGAAGCGCCGAGGUGCCAUAACUUCGAGGUUUGUCUUAGCCAACGUGGUGGACGAGUCGCCAACUCUGGUCAUGAGGUUACAGUUGCAGGGUGCAGAAUCUGCAGUACCUUACCGGAUCGAGAAUCACCUUCGGCGCGGAAGCAUCGCAUUUGCACAGAAGGGAUUAACAGAGAUGGAGUUCCUCGGACCAGGUGAAACUACUGGAUAUGUAUGGGACAACAUCAAGCUGGACCGGCGUUUGGUUGUAAGCAUAGCUGGAACACAACUUCAUCAGGAAAUCAAUCUUGAUAAGAUUAAGUCAAGGCGGGUCUUCCGGAAAGCUAUUUUCGACAAACUGCUUAUGCCUUUCAGAGGCCUUGGAUAUUGGGGCUCCCAAGAUGAAGGACACGAUGAGGGAUCCGAGGAGGCUGACGGGCAGCAGGAUGAGCAGCGGCGAAUAAGCUAUGAGGUCUAUGCGGAUGGGCCGACACGUGUGCUGCUUAUCAGUGAGGGUAAACUUCCUGAUAGAGGGACGUUGACAUUCAAAGGGUCCGGAGGGAACAGGACGAUGACAGAACUGUGGCUUCGACUAGAGAUUACAACCUUGACUCUCUUGGAGAGAGAGCGGCAGAAUGGCUUCCGCAGGAACAUCAUUGGUGCAGCUUCCUCAGUCCUUUCGGCAUCUCCAAUUGAGGCACUAUCUGUGGCGCCAUUGCGUUUCUCCCCGCUUCUCUAUCUCCGGAUUAUGGCCGUUAAUGUCGAGUACCUGAACACCCUUGAAUCCAUGUCCUUUGAGCUGCAGGUGGAGCGGGUGGACAUUGACGUGAAGUUGGAAGGCACCACAAAUCCUGUGCUUUUGCGGCCUCACAAACCUUCCACACGUGUUCAGAGGUCUCCAGUUGGAGCUCAGUCAAUUUUGGAGAUGGCCUUCGUAGUCUCGAAUCGUGUCAAGACACCAAUGCAUGUCCAAUAUGCUUCUUUUCUGAUGAGGCCUUGCAGGGGUGGGGCGGAUAUCACGGCCGCCUUAGAGGACCUUCAAGGUGAGUGGUCGGCAAGGGACCCUCGUGAGUCCUGGGUGGCACUGAGUAGAGGUCCUAGAGGGGAGCACUUCAUUGUGGAAGUUGGUGUGGGUGGUCGCAAGUGCGGGGCCUUCGUAGACAUUGGCUCCACGCGAAACUUCAUAAGUCGCAACUGCGUUGACAGACUGUGCCUAAAAGACCGGGUGCAGCGCCUUAGUAGACCGGUAGCAUCUACUUUGGCCAACAAAGAGCGCAUGAUGGUGGAGGACUACGUUAAAGAUGUAGUCUGCACCUUGUCCUACCCAGGAGGAGUGAUAAACCAUAAGAUAUCAUUCCUGGUGAGCGACGAGUUGCCCUUUGACAUGUUAUUGGGCAUGUACUACCUCGAGGUUGCCAAGCCCCAGUUCGACUGGGACAAGAAGGUGUUGAAGCACGAGUUGCCUAAUGGGAGGACCGUUAGACUGGCCAAGUAUAAAGCCAGUAGGUUCAUAGACUUCUAUGGGUGCUUAUGCGCAUUAGCUUUCUAUAAUUAUUAUAAACAGAACCAAGAGGAAGGAAUGUACUUAGUCUAUGUCUCUGCAAAAGGGGAGGCCGUUAAAACACCCCGAGAGAUAGAGACCAUCGUCGUCGCUAAGUACCUUGAUCUGUUUGAGGAGCCGUCAGGAGUCGUAGAUAGGGAGGUUGUCCAUGCCAUAGAGAUCAUCCCAGGUAGCAAGACACCUAAAGGGAGAAUCUAUAGGAUGGCUCCAGCCGAGUUGGACGAGCUUCGUCGGCAACUGAAAGAGCUCACAGAAAAGGGUUGGAUACGGCCUAGCACUUCCCCCUUUGGCUCAUCAGUUCUUUUUGUUCCAAAGAAAGGAGGAACACUAAGGAUAUGCAUUGAUUAUAGAGGCCUCAAUGCUAUCACUGUUAAGAACGCAAAGCCUCUACCACACAUCGACGACCUAUUGGAUAGGGUGCAGGGAUGUACAUUCCAGCACGUCAUGAAUAGGAUCUUCCAUGAAUACUUAGAUAAGUUCGUUGUCGUGUACCUCGACGAUAUACUUAUCUUUAGUAGAACUUUCGAGGAGCAUGCUCAGCAUGUAUACAAAGUACUUUCACUCCUUCGGCAACAUAAGUAUAAGAUAAACGCAGAGAAAUGCGAGUUCGGUCGCGCUCGAAUCUUGUACUUGGGUCAUGAAGUAUCCGCGGACGGGAUUAGGCCCGAAGAUGCGAAGGUGGCUAGCAUUGGGGACUCGCCACGAACCCUGUCUGUGACUGAGGUUAGAUCAUUCUUGGGAAUGUGUGGUUAUUAUCGCAACUUCGUGAAGAACUAUAGCACGAUCCAAUCUCCCUUGACUGAUCUAACUCGACUUGACACACCAUGGGACUGGACCGACGAGUGUGAGGCAACUUUCAAACGUUUGAAGCAUGCUCUCGCACACCAUGAGGUUCUCAUGGUACCCGACCUGCAAAGACCAUUUGUUGUAACCACUGAUGCAAGCCAAUACGACAUUGGCGUAGUGCUGACUCAGCAGGACGGGAAAAAGUUGAAACCGGUCGAGUACAUAAGCAAAAAGAUGUCAUCAAAGAAGUUGGCAAAGUCCACCUACGAGAGGGAACUCUACGCUCUCUACAAGGCACUUGUCCACUGGAGGCACUAUCUGUUAGGAAGGUUCUUCUAUUUGAGAACUGACCACCAGACCCUCAAGUGGAUCAAGACACAACCGGUUCUCUCCGAUGUACUCAAACGUUGGAUUGAAGUCAUAGAUCAGUAUGACUUCAAACUAGACUAUGUGAAGGGAGAGUACAACAAGGUUCCAAAUGCGUUGUCUAGAAGGGAAGAUUACCUGGGUGCGCUGAUUUCUGAGUUUGACCUAUCUGAGGACGUGACUCGAUCUAUGGAGGAAGCCUACAAGGAAGAUCCCAUCACGAUGGACAUCAGGCUAAAGACAAGGCCACCACUGAUGAGUUUAGAUGUAAGUUUCACAAGCGAGAUGUGGAAGAAGGCCGCUGAACAGAUGGGCAGCCAACUUCAGAUGACUUCUGGGAAUCAUCCCGAAGCAAAUGGGCAGGCUGAACAGAUGAGCCGAGUGGUGCAGCAUCUGGUGAGGCAUUACAUCAAGCACAGCCAGGAUGAUUGGGAUGAGAAAUUACCUCUCAUCGCCAGCCUGUACAAUAACGCUGUACACAACACCACUGGCGUCAGUCCUAAUCAACUGCAUCUGGGGUGGAGGCCUAGAUCUGCUCUAGACUUCCUCCUGCCUGAAAACCGAACUGCUGCAACUCCUGGAACCAUUGAAUUUGGUGUCCAGUAUGGGAAACUGUUGCAGCAGACUGUCGAACGCGUCAAGAAAUCUCAGGAAGUCAUGAUUGCUUUUGAGAACAAGCGUCGCCGACAGUCCACAUUUCAGGUAGGGGAAUGCGUCUGGGUCAAGGCUAGUGAGUUGGGACAGGAGUUUGGCAUCUCUAGGAAACUAAUGCCUCAGUAUUUCUGUCCCUGGGAAGUCCUGGACAUUGUGGGGAAUGAUUUGGAUGGUCCCUCGUACGUCAUUCGUAUCCCUGGUCACUUACGCACUUACCCUGUUUUUCACGCCUCCAAGCUUGCACCUUUCAUUGAGACAGCACAGUUCCCAUCACGGAGAUCUAUGCUGCCCCCAACCAUGGAUGGCCACGUGGACGUCGACGAUAUCCUGGAUCACAGAGACACGCCUGUUCCCAAGGCACCUGGCAGGGGAAGACCUCCCAAACCUGCGAGGGAAUACAUAGUACAUUUCAGGCAUCAUACAGAUGCGAAGGAAGAUCGAUGGAUUUCAAGGGAGGAACUUGUCAAGACAGUUCCUCAGAUCAUGGCAGAUUAUGAGAAGAAACUGAAGGGGAAGGCACCAGCAUGAAGCAUCUCAGCGGACUUUCGAAG
Molecule: messenger RNA, 5661 nt
Organism: Chara braunii
Lineage: Eukaryota; Viridiplantae; Streptophyta; Charophyceae; Charales; Characeae
Source: the annotation of a GenBank genome assembly